GCUGAUCAAAUUUCAUAGGCUCCAUAGCAACGGGACAACAACAAGUGCAGCUCAUCGAUCAGGAUCAGCCAGUACAAUGUCUGUCCAGUUCUCUAAUAGCUAUGAAAAAAUGUCUGAAACCGAAGGAACAGUUCGAGAAGAAGCUACAGAUGCUGCUCCAACAAUAGUGAGCUUUCAGCCUACUGUACCAACAAGGCUUAGGCCAGAGAGACUAGUGAAAAGGUCUACUGCUCGCUCCAUCUUGCACCACAAGAAUAUCCCACCACUUAGCUGGUUAGCAUACGUUAGUGACGGCUUUACUACACUGAUAAAUGCAGAGUGGUACAUUAUAAUUGGGUUAUUCUCAGCUGUGUAUCUCUCAUCGUGGCUCCUGUUUACUUUCAUGUGGUGGUCGUUUGAUGCAGCCUAUGUAUCUGUUACCAACAAUUCUUGCAUUGAAAAUGUUGGAGGAUUCUCUUCAUCGUUUCUCUUCUCAUUAGAGACACAAGUAACCAUUGGCUAUGGGCACCGAUACAUACAGAGCACCUGUCACUUUGGCAUAUUUCUACUUGUGGUGCAAAGUCUUAUAGGACUCUUUAUCGAUUCGUUCCUACUGGGUCUGAUAUUUGCUAAAAUCUCCAGACCCAGAAACAGACGCAAGACGAUCCUCUUCAGUGACAUUGCUUGCAUUAAUGUUAAUGCUAAAGGGGAGAGGUGCCUUCAAUUCCGUGUAGCUGAUGUCAGAAAGAAUUCAUCCCUAGUAGAGGCACAUGUACGCGUACAACUGUACUGGCAUAAAAAAGAUGGUGCUACUGAUGAAUACAGGUUGGAACAAAAUGACUUGGAAGUUGGCUAUGAUAGCGGUACUGAUCGCAUUAUAUUAUUGACCCCAGUGGUAAUAACACACAUUAUAAAGGAGACAAGCCCUCUUUAUACAGUAACUAAUGAUAGCAUAUUAAAUGAAGACAUUGAGAUUGUCAUUAUACUGGAAGCCAUUGUGGAGAGUACUGGCCUAACUGCACAAGCUCUAUGGUCCUACACUGAGAGAGAAAUAUUAUUUGGGCGAAAGUUUAUACCGAUGACCAACAGGGAAAAAACAGCCAAAGGAACAUGGGAAGUGGAUUUCAAAAAGCUGAGCGAUGUUGUGACCAGUGAAGCAACAAACAUGUAACAGCUAUUAACGCUUUUUAGUAAUAAUUAUUAGUACAGACACUAUUUUCUAUUAUUUUGUACACUGACAUAGAGUUCUUGUUAAAAAAAUGUAUGCUGUGAAUCAAAAUAACUAGAGAGAAGGAUCAUGUUCCUUCAUGUAA
Messenger RNA from Amphimedon queenslandica, 1292 nucleotides. The record is from RefSeq and is a predicted model, not a curated record. Lineage: Eukaryota; Metazoa; Porifera; Demospongiae; Haplosclerida; Niphatidae.